AAAAGAAGAAGCAGAAAAACCGGAUGCUCCUUAUUUCCAGGUAAGGGAGGGACCUCCAGACAACAACCUGGUGUAUCCACUAGGAAGGGAGGCUUUGGAUGUGGCUUCAAAAGGAAAGGAGGAUAACAAGGUGAGGAAAGGGGCUCAACCGCGGGAACCCAGUGCCACUAGAAAUGGGGGUGACUCGGUGAAAAAAAAGGUGUUGUCCAGAGACAGGGUCUGGGAACCCCUUCUCACUGACCACGGACAGCUUGGAUAUUCCCAGACAUAGUUUUUGGGGAUUUCAGUGAAAAAAGUGGGGGAUCCUCUCCACUUAGAGGAUGGCAAAGACACCAAGGUUGGAUUCCUCCCUGACAUUGGCAGCACGCUAGUAGGGAUGGGGUGGGGUGAGCUAAUAUAUCCCCAAAGCUAAGGACCCACACCUUUUAGAUUACAAGAGUAGAUUUGGCAGGAGUGCAGGGCCCCAAAAUAGGGUGGAAAAGUGCCUGGGGAUAUUGGAACUACAUCUUGGAAAUUUUGAGGGUCUUGGCUUUGGGAUAGCGGAAGUGGGAACAGGGACACUGGAGAGCAGGGAAAGGGAGAGUUUUCAGUAGGGGGCGAAAGUCGAGGGUGGGGUCUACUGAGAGGUACAUAGGCUGCUGGGUCCGGAGCUAAGACGGGGCCCAAGGGUGGGAGCUGGUGUAAAGGGGUGGGGGGGAAGGGUCUAGGGCUUAUCCUCAGGUCCUGUUGGUGGGGCGCAGAAUCGGGACUGUAGUGUCGAGCAUGCCCUGGUGAGCGGGCUUCUCUGGAGGAGCCCAGCGCGCUUCGGGCGCUUGCUGGUUUGGGGGUGUCUCUUCCUGGGGCGCCAUGGCGGCGCUGGCCAGUAGCCUGAUCAGGCAGAAGCGGGAGGUCCGCGAGCCCGGGGGCAGCCGGCCUGUGUCGGCGCAGCGGCGCGUGUGUCCCCGCGGCACCAAGUCCCUUUGCCAGAAGCAGCUCCUCAUCUUGCUGUCCAAGGUGCAACUGUGCGGGGGGCUGCCCGCGCGGCCAGAUCGCGGCCCGGAGCCUCAGCUCAAAGGCAUCGUCACCAAACUGUUCUGCCGCCAGGGUUUCUACCUCCAGGCGAAUCCUGACGGGAGCAUCCAGGGCACCCCCGAGGACACCAGCUCUUUCACGCACUUCAACCUGAUCCCAGUGGGGCUCCGUGUGGUCACCAUCCAGAGCGCCAAGCUGGGUCACUACAUGGCCAUGAAUGCUGAGGGGCUGCUCUACAGCUCGCCACAUUUCACAGCUGAGUGUCGCUUUAAGGAGUGCGUCUUUGAGAAUUACUAUGUCCUGUACGCCUCUGCUCUCUAUCGCCAGUGCCGUUCUGGCCGGGCCUGGUACCUGGGCCUGGACAAGGAAGGUCGAGUCAUGAAGGGAAAUCGAGUCAAGAAGACCAAGGCAGCUGCCCACUUUGUGCCCAAGCUCCUGGAGGUGGCCAUGUACCGGGAGCCUUCUCUCCACAGUGUCCCUGAGACCUCCCCUUCCAGUCCCCCUGCCCCCUGAAAUGUAGUCCCUGGACUGGAGGCUCCCUGCACUUGCACUGAGCCAGCCACCACCACCUGCUCCUUGCCCUGCUCUCUCCCCUGCUGCCACACUUAUGCCCUGAGCAGCCAGGUCCCACCAGCUGCUCUACCCUGAGGGAGCCUAGGGGCUGGCUGUGACUUCUGGGGCUGCUGAGACCCUUAGAUCCUUGGACCCAGGAGGAGGUCAGAGAGGGAGAUAUCUGAAAAUGGUCCUGGCUGAUCACUUCUUUCCUUCCACACUCACACACCUCCAAAGCCUUUCCCCCAAAGGGCACUGGGGGUUCCAAAACAGACAGAACCAGGGCAUAAAUACUCUCCUCCGCAGGCUCAUCCAGUUCCUGGAGCCCUAUGGCCUUUUCAUUGCCACUGAACCGUAGAUUUAUAGGUCCACUGGAGCUCAGGAUUAGUUUCCUUAUUUCCCUACUCCGCCUUCUGCCUUGUUCUGGACAGGUUCUGGAACACCAGGCACCCCAGCCAGGGCCAUUUCUGCACUAAGGCUCUGUGCUGGAACACAGGCAUGCUGCCAGGCUCUGUUCUGGACCCAUCAGGCUCUGUCCUUGACCCAGGUGGACCCAUGGUUUCCAAGUAGAAAGAGGCUGAUGUUGAGCCCUGUCCAGCUGUUGGCCUUGGCCUGACUGGGACCAGUUUCAGAUCACCACAGGUUUAACUUUCUUAUCCCAGAGACACCCAAUUCUAGAGCAUGGAGUUCUAGACACAUAUGGAGCCACGUUUCUUUUUGAAUCUCAGCUUUAGGACAUAGACCCCGACUCUCAGCCUUUCCCUCCAGGAUGGAACUGGGGCCUGUAUAGCCAUAUUAUUGCUCUAGAGUUAAGUUCUAGACCCACCCUCCCACCUUCUCUAGUGAUACCUAUUAACAAUGAGCUCUGGAAAGAACCCAGUUAUGAUUUAUAAAGAAUUAACUUCUGCAUGAAUCAAGAAUCACUUCUUGUUUUCCUAGAUAAUUUUCUAAAAAUCGUAUUCUUCCUAUAGAGUGCUAACCUUAUUUUUACAUGCAGUUUCUAGCUCCUGAAAUUCAGCUGGGGUCCUGCCAGGGAAACAGAGUCUGAGGAAGGGCAGAGGAGUUUUGGAAGGAAUCUCUGGCUCGCGUUAGGGAAGCUAGGAUGGGAAAGGGGCCAAAACCAUGGCAUGACUGGACCUGUGCUUGGGUUUGGGGGACGUGAACACUUAGCUACCUCAGCAGGAAUUCCUUCCAGGUCCCCUUUAAAGCUGAGGGCUUUAGGGUAAUGAGUCUAGAAUAAAAAGGACAAAGUGGACAUAUCCUUGACUCCCCCCCCCCCCAGUGAGGAGAUCCCAAUUCAGCAAUAAGUCCCACCCAUCAUGGGCGCUAGACCUCAUACACCCCUAGAGCUUCUAACUGAAUAGGACUUGCUUUACCUUACAGCUUAUAACCUCAGCUGGGUUUUAAGUACCCAAAAAGGACCUAAUUAGAUUUUUCUGAAAAACGUGGAGAGCUAGGGGCAGGCCUGAAAAAGAUCAGGAAGACACUAGUGAGCUAGGAGGGAGACUGAGUAGCCUCAGACCUGGACAGGGUAGACUGAGGAGGCCCUGAAGGGAGGGGCUCGGGCUCAGAGGCAGGUCACUGUUCUUCAGGCUCUUUCUACUUCUGGCUUGUUGCAAGAGGGGUAGAUGCUCCCCUCACCCACACAGACCCGGCUCAGGCUCCACUCAUCUCCUGGCUCUGCUCCCAGGAGACCCGGUCUCCACUCCAUGCUUUCUCAAUUAAAGACGAUUUAUACAACUGA
Ceratotherium simum simum (southern white rhinoceros) is the source of this 3307-nucleotide messenger RNA. RefSeq names its product fibroblast growth factor 11 (gene FGF11). The record is from RefSeq and is a predicted model, not a curated record. Gene Ontology annotation, molecular function: growth factor activity. Lineage: Eukaryota; Metazoa; Chordata; Mammalia; Perissodactyla; Rhinocerotidae.